Arthroderma uncinatum is the source of this 330-nucleotide messenger RNA. RefSeq lists its product as uncharacterized. The record is from RefSeq and is a predicted model, not a curated record. The transcript has 2 exons. The coding region runs from base 1 to 330 and encodes 109 amino acids. Lineage: Eukaryota; Fungi; Ascomycota; Eurotiomycetes; Onygenales; Arthrodermataceae.
AUGCGUUUCACCACCCUCCUCAUUGUCAGCAUUGCCUCCUUGUCCACCUCGUUUGCUCUCCCCGAGGCCGGAAUCGCCAACAACAACUGCGGCUAUCCAAAUGGCAACUGCUACGACAAUAACUGCCAUGGAGAACUAAGCCCAAACAGAAUCACCUGCACCUCCGAAAACUUCAUUAGGGGCCAUACCUUGGAUGCGAGUGUGGAUACGGAUGUGGCAGCAACACCGGAAGAUGCAAUGAAAAUGGCUGCAAUGGACGUAACGGCCGCUGCACCAACAACUACCUCGGCUGCUCUUGCAACUAGAGCAUAUCUUGGAAACUUCUGCUGA